AUGACCGUUAUUGGCCGCGAUGCAAGUCCUGUCGGGCACAGAGCUCUUCUGACCACCCCUACAAGGUUCGAGGACCCCCUACUCUCCAUGCCCUCAUUCCGACGGAGCGGAGGAUCGCCAACACUCGAUUCCGCCAGCGGCAGCCACACCGGUAACGCCGCACCUGUGACCACGUCGGCGUUGGUGCUCUCGCCCGCCCUUCGCGCCGGCGGCGGCGGCGGCCUUAGCAGUACCAACAGCUUUUCCGCCCGCUGCAACCACUUUAUUGACUUUCGCCGCUCGCUGCCCGGAGGGGGAUCCCCUGGAGCCACCGGGCAGGGAGACGGGGCCCCGACCCUGCCAGCCAUGUCGCGACCCACAUCGGCCCGACAACCCACCCUGAGCGCGGGCAACUCCUAUUUUGGCAACCUGGAUUAUAACAUGGGUUACGCGUCUUCAAUUACGGGAUCCGAGUCGGGUGGGCCAGGUCUGGACGAUGACGAGGUGAUCGGCCCGCCAAUAAACGCGGAUGCUGCUGCCGCUGCCGCCGCCGCCGCCGCCACGGUGGCUGCAGCGGGAUCCCAGACGGACGGUGGUGGCCACAGCCCUGUUUCGUCCCUGCUGCAGGCCCGCAGCGCGCCCUCCCGCCGCCACUCCGCCUUCACGAUGCGGAGUCCUCCAGGGGCCUCAUCGCCGCCGUCGUUAACGCCAACAUCGUCGACAGUUUUGGCGCUGUCACGGGUGGGAGGCAUCUCCCCGCCGGCUCGCCUGGCUUCACGUUCGUCCGAGGGUGAUGAACUUGUUAAUUUCGGACUCCUACAGCAAAAUUACCAACUGCAGCAACAGCAACAUUACGGAGCUGGCUCCACUUCGUUUCGCGAUCGUCAACGCGGCGGGAGCUACGGACACGCAGGGCAUUUCGGGGGCCCCGGCGGCUCCCUAUCGCCGUGUGAGGGGGGCCUCCAGAACCAAACUCAUGCCGUACUGGAGCAGCUUCGUGGGGAGCUCAAGUCCUUGUCGAUGAGGUCACUGCCCGUUUGCGGCAGUGGCGGUGCUGCUGCUGUUGCUGCAACAGGCGCCGGGACGGCAGCAAGCUCUAGCGGCGGUGGCGGCGCAGCUAACAACGGGGGCCAUGUUGUGACGCUGAUGAGUCACGGCAGCGGAGGCGGUGCCGGCCGUGGGGGUUCCCCGGGUCCGGGCUCUGGGCGAGUGAGUGAUGGACAGCCGCCGCAGGUUUCACCGCCUCGGCUAUUUCUUAACCGGACUAAUCAUUCCAUCGGCAGCGGCGGUGCAGGCAGCGAUGCAGGCGUCGCUGCCGGUAGCGGAGGUGGAGACCACGGCGGCGGUGCAGCCCCGGAGGCACCGCCGGAGCUGUUCCCGCCUCGGCAGAUCUCGUCGUACAAUUGUACGGAGGCGCGUACACAGGCGGUUGCGGUGCAGCGUAGCAUUCGCGGGGAUGAGGAAGCGGAGCAGGAGGCCUUCUGA
Messenger RNA from Volvox carteri f. nagariensis, 1464 nucleotides. RefSeq lists its product as uncharacterized. The record is from RefSeq and is a predicted model, not a curated record. NCBI's taxonomy places the organism in Eukaryota, Viridiplantae, Chlorophyta, Chlorophyceae, Chlamydomonadales, Volvocaceae. The coding region runs from base 1 to 1464 and encodes 487 amino acids. The transcript has 3 exons.